Messenger RNA from Prunus mume (Japanese apricot), 2099 nucleotides. RefSeq lists its product as uncharacterized. NCBI's taxonomy places the organism in Eukaryota, Viridiplantae, Streptophyta, Magnoliopsida, Rosales, Rosaceae. Gene Ontology annotation, molecular function: ATP binding; protein serine/threonine kinase activity. The record is from RefSeq and is a predicted model, not a curated record.
GAAAAAAUAAGGAGAAGAAAUUGCAUCGUCUACGUGGCGUCUUCCAUCGCGCGCAAACCCUACAUUGCAAGCGGCUUGGCCGCUUCAGAAAUCGAAAAGAACAAAACCUCCCUCAGAACUCCGACUACGCCGCUUCACGUAGUUUGAACUCAGUUCCAAGCUUCCCUCAAAAACUUGUUUUCAGUAUUUUCCAUUUGAUCAUUUGAAACCGUUGAUUUCCUCCUCUGCAAAUUACCAGAAAAGUUAACAUAACAAACGAAAAUGGCUGCUGUUGAAGAAAUAGUAGAGAAAGAGAAAGCUCCCGAAGCGAAAAAAGAAGAAGAGGAAGAAGAAGAAGAAGUGGAAGAAGAUGAAGAUGAGGAGCUUUGGACAUCGGACUCGGACGUCGGAGAUGCAUUGGACUAUUUGGACUCGAGGGACGAUGACAGAGGAGUCGACGGUGGUUUCACAAUCAAUUCUAGGCGUCCCAAUGCCCAUGGAGGCCUUCACUCUCGCCCUAACUCCUCAACCCUUCAGCCUCUCUCUAAUCGCAACCAGAAGUUCACUACCCACAUCCGAGCUUCACCUUUGGAGGAGUGGGAAGGCAGGUUGAAUGUUGGCAUGUCCAACUCCGUGACAACUGCCAUUCGUGGAAGUGUUCGAGAUACGGCCAUUGGCAGAAAGAGAACUACUGAGAAAGCGGACCGUGCCACUGUUGAGCAGGCCAUCGAUCCUAGAACUCGGAUGGUUUUAUUCAAAAUGUUGAAUAGUGGUACAUUUCAUGAUAUCAAUGGCUGCAUUUCUACCGGGAAAGAAGCAAAUGUUUAUCAUGCAACAAAAUCUGAUGGCCAGGAAAUGGCGAUCAAAAUAUACAAAACAUCUAUUCUGGUUUUUAAGGAUAGAGAUAGAUAUGUACAAGGAGACUAUCGAUUCAGACAUGGAUACUGCAAGAACAAUCCUAGGAAAAUGGUCAGGACAUGGGCUGAGAAAGAAAUGAGGAAUCUGAAAAGGCUGAGGGAGGACGGAAUUAGGUGCCCGGCUAUAGUUUCUUUAAAGCUUCAUGUUCUGGUUAUGGAAUUCAUAGGGAAGUCAGGAUGGGCAGCACCUCGUCUGAAGGAUGCAGCAUUAUCCCUAGACAAGCUACGAGAAGGUUAUAUUGAGAUGAUUAUUGCUAUGCGAAUGAUGUAUCAGAAGUCCAAACUGGUGCAUGGAGACCUUAGUGAAUACAACAUACUUUACUUUGAGGGCCACUUGUACAUUAUCGACGUUUCUCAAUCAGUUGAGCUGGACCACCCUCAUGCCCUUGAUUUCCUACGUGAAGAUUGUGUCCAUGUAUCUGAUUUCUUUAAAAAGAAUGGUGUAGCUGUUAUGACAAUUCGAGAGCUCUUUGAUUUUAUAGUUGAUCCAUCUAUUGCUGAUGAUGCGGUGGACAGUUAUCUGGAUAUGGUACAACAAAAAGUUAUUGCAAGAGGAGAUAUGACUGCAGAGGAUGAAAUUGCAGACUCUGUAUUUGUGCAGUCAUACAUUCCAAAGACAUUAGACAGCGUGAAGAAUGUUGAGGAGGAUGUAAUACGGUUAACUAGUGGCGGGGACACUGGAGACAUGUACUAUAAAACUAUUACAGGACUGAAGCAGGCUCUCCCCGAAUGCCAGUCAGUUCCAUCUGAGAAGGAGCCGCAACAGGACGCUAAUGCUGUAGCAAAGUCCUCUGUCAAUCCAGUUGGUCAUUCUGAAAAUCCCGAGACUGAAUCUGACUCCAAUAGGGAUGACGAAGACUCAAGUGACUCGGAAGGCCGGAGUUCCUCAUCCGAGACAAAGGCACAGGAUCCUCUUGAUAAGAAAGCUGCUAGAAAAGAGAACAAGAAAAAAGUCAAGGAAGAAAAGAGGGAAGCUCGGAAAACUAAAGUGCCAAAGGCUUUAAAGAAAAGAAAGAAAAAGAUGGCCAAAGCCCACAAGACCAGAUAGCUGCUUGGGAUUAACCAUAGAGCAAUGGAUGCAAGCUAUUGUAGAAAGCAUUCCAGAAAAGUUUUGUUAGACAUUAAUUUAAAAGAAAAUUGCAUUAUUUUGUCUAAGAAUUACAACAUUUACUUUGAUAUAUGAGAAAUAUAAGCUUUCUUUUU